CUCCUCCAAACAAAGAAUCUCCAGCUCCAACUCCAAACCCUAUCACAGCCUCCCGUCACUAUCUUAAACACUCCACUCUGACACUGCCAACACUGACGGCAAUCUCCUGGUCUACUUUCCGGGAACCACAACUUAACCCGCGACUUCAAUGGCCACAUCCUCCAAUAACCCGGGCCUAGGACCACGCUACGGUCUCGGUCGCGCAGGCGCAUCGGGCGCCGCACAACCCAGCUUCAACACUCCGGCGGCUGCAUUCAGCAGCACGGCGAAAACGCAGCAGAGACUAGAAGCCGAGCGGUUAGAACGCGAUCGGAAAGCGCGAGAGGAUCGCGAGAGGAUGGAGCAGGUGGGGCAGAACAGUCUCGCAGAACUAAGUGAAGAGCAAAGAGAGGAGAUUACUGAAGCUUUCAACCUCUUCGACCUAGACAAAGACCAAUACAUCGACUACCACGAGCUUAAAGUCGCCAUGAAAGCCCUAGGCUUUGAUCUCCCAAAACAAGAAAUCGUCUCCAUUCUCAACACACACGGGAUCCAAGCUACCAACGCCCCGAACCAACCCCAGCCCACAGGCUCCAAAGCGAAGCAGGCCGCGCAACAAGCCUACCAAGCUCCCCCGCGCCUUCUACUACCCUUCCACACCUUCCAGACGCUCAUGGCCUCGCGGAUACUAUCCCGCGAUCCAACGGAGGAGAUUAUACGCGCAUUCGAUCUUUUUGAUGAGGGAGGGAAGGGCAAGAUUACGCUGCAGGAUUUGCGGCGGGUGGCGAGGGAAUUGGGAGAGGGGUUGCAAGAGGAUGAGCUAGUGGCUAUGAUUGAAGAAUUUGACAUGGAUGCUGAUGGCGCGAUCAGUAGGGAGGAGUUCAUAAACAUCUGCUUGGGCUAACGUAACGUAACGUUUGGCUGCAAAGCCAUUUGUGCUUUUGAUGCAUUUCUGGAUUGGUUCGGCGUGGCGUUGGAUGCUUGUUAAAGGUAUUGUGUGAUAGCUUGGCUUAUUUUGGUACCCGGUGAACUGGAUAAAAACGCAGGGUUUGGUUUUCAUGAAGGC
Molecule: messenger RNA, 1045 nt
Organism: Lindgomyces ingoldianus
Lineage: Eukaryota; Fungi; Ascomycota; Dothideomycetes; Pleosporales; Lindgomycetaceae
Product: EF-hand
Exons: 2
Coding region: 149-883 (244 amino acids)
Biological process (GO): spindle pole body duplication
Cellular component (GO): half bridge of spindle pole body; mitotic spindle pole body
Molecular function (GO): microtubule binding; calcium ion binding
Source: RefSeq, a predicted model, not a curated record